Messenger RNA from Argentina anserina (silverweed cinquefoil), 1052 nucleotides. RefSeq names its product transmembrane ascorbate ferrireductase 2. Bases 110 to 901 code for a protein of 263 amino acids. Lineage: Eukaryota; Viridiplantae; Streptophyta; Magnoliopsida; Rosales; Rosaceae. The transcript is spliced from 5 exons. The record is from RefSeq and is a predicted model, not a curated record. Gene Ontology annotation, molecular function: oxidoreductase activity.
CACAAGGUACAAGAAGAAGCAAAGUUUGACAACAGAACAAAACCGAUCCAAAUCAGAAACUCCAAAAAACCCGAAAGCAGCAGUGUCUGAAAGAUUACAAGGAGGGAAAAUGGGGGCGAUCCCAGUAGUGCGGUUCCCGAUCUUCCGGGCUGUGAGAGUGCUUGGAGUUGCAGUGGCGGCUCUAGUCCUCAUCUGGACCAUUCAUUUCCGUGGAGGCUUGGCUCUCAUCUCUGACAACAAAGAUCUCAUCUUUAAUGUUCAUCCCGCGUUGAUGGUGAUUGGACUUGUAAUCUUAAAUGGCGAAGCCAUGCUGGCGUACAAGACAGUAACAGGAACCAAAAGCUUCAAGAAACUAGUUCACCUUACGCUACAAUUCAUUGCCUUUUGUUUUAGCAUUAUCGGUGUAUGGGCUGCCUGGAAGUUCCACGUUGAUAAGGGCAUUGACAAUUUCUACAGCCUGCAUUCUUGGCUGGGUCUAGCUUGUGUGUUCCUUUUUACCAUCCAGUGGGCUGCUGGAUUUGUUACAUAUUGGUACCCAGGUGGCUCGAAAAAUAGUAGAGCUAACUUGAUGCCAUGGCAUGUGUUUUUCGGUAUUUAUAUAUAUGCACUUGCUGUUGCUACUGUGACUACUGGAAUCCUAGAAAAAGCCACAUUUCUUCAAGCCAAGGAUGUAAUAUCACGCUACUCAACUGAAGCUAUGCUGAUAAAUUCUCUGGGGAUAUUGGUUGUUGCGCUGGGCGGUUUUGUCAUUCUCGCGGUUAUUGCUCCUGCUAAUAAAGGUGACAUUAUCAGAGAAUCAAUAGACCAAAGCAAAUCAUUAAUACUGAAAGAGGAAUUAGAAGAUCACGUUGAAGCUCCAUCUUCGGCAAUGGUGGUAGCACCUCAUCUUCCAGACAAAUAAUUUCGUCUGAAUGAAGCUCAAAUUAGCUGAAGAAUGUACACUCAAAUUAUAUGCCAGGUUGAAGCUGAAUAAUGUACUGUCACAUAGUAGGAAUUCUCUCAUCUUUUCAAACAUUUGCUCUACACUAACACCAAAGCAAUAUCCAAAUGAA